Messenger RNA from Trichoderma virens Gv29-8, 672 nucleotides. RefSeq lists its product as uncharacterized. The record is from RefSeq and is a predicted model, not a curated record. Gene Ontology annotation, cellular component: nucleus. The transcript has 2 exons. The annotation marks the transcript as partial. NCBI's taxonomy places the organism in Eukaryota, Fungi, Ascomycota, Sordariomycetes, Hypocreales, Hypocreaceae.
AUGCCUCACUGCCACGACGAACAUGACCACCACGGCCAUUCCCACGACCACGGCGAGCACGAUCACUCAGACGACAUCACACCCGCGCUGCAGUCUUCGCUGUAUGAACAAAUCAACUUUGACGAGAUCACGACGCUCAAUGAGGCGCGUAGAGACGCUGGCAAGUCUAUCGUCAAGAAGACGUGGGCAGAGAGAUUGAGCACCGAGCCGGAGCUGGAGAGCGAUGCCGACGAGCAGCUUCUCAUGACGGUGCCAUUCACAGCCCAAGUCAAGCUACACUCCAUCCUCAUCCGCACAUCACCAUCCCUCUCGGCCCCCAAAACGCUGCAACUCUUCAUCAACCGCGACAACAUCGACUUCUCCGCCGCCGAGGAAUCCACGCCGGUGCAGACGCUGGAGCUCUCGCAGACGUCCGACAUCCAGGAGAUACCCGUCAAGCGCUCGCUGUUUGGGAGCGUGCAGCGGCUGGUGCUCUUCUUCGUGGACAACUUUGGCGAGGGCGACGAGGACGUGUCGCGGAUUAGUUACUUGGGGUUCAAGGGCGAGUGGACGAGGCUGGGGAAGGCGCCGACAAAUAUCAUCUAUGAGGCGGCUGCGCAGCCGGGGGAUCACAAGCUCAAGGGGACGAGUGUGAAUGAGAUGGGAAGCGGGAUUGGAGGGAGGGGGCCCGGG